This is a messenger RNA of Musa acuminata subsp. malaccensis (wild Malaysian banana), 907 nucleotides long. Its product is annotated as Golgi apparatus membrane protein-like protein ECHIDNA. Lineage: Eukaryota; Viridiplantae; Streptophyta; Magnoliopsida; Zingiberales; Musaceae. Gene Ontology annotation, cellular component: Golgi membrane. Gene Ontology annotation, biological process: vesicle-mediated transport; protein secretion. The record is from RefSeq and is a predicted model, not a curated record.
GCGGGAGUCCAGUAGGGAGCCUUCUUACCGGUUAAGAAACCCCUCGCAGCUGCUCGCGGAAGGAACGAGAUGGAUCGGGUGCAGCCUUCGGGGGAGAAUUAUGCCAAUCCUAGAACUUGCUUCUUCCAUGUUCUCUUCAAGGCUGCAGCUCUGGCUUUCUACGUACUCUCGGCGCUCUUUGUUAGUAGUUUUGUGAUCAUAUUUGUGGUCACCGUCUUCCUUGCGGCUCUCGAUUUCUGGGUCGUCAAGAAUGUCAGUGGUAGGAUUUUGGUUGGGCUGAGGUGGUGGAAUGAGAUUGAUGAGCAAGGAGAGAGCGUGUGGAAGUUCCAAUGCCUGGAUCAGGAGUCUCUUGCGCGUAUGAAUAAGAAGGAUUCGUGGCUUUUUUGGUGGACUCUUUAUCUCACGGCUGUUUCUUGGAUUUUCCUUGGGGUAUUCUCACUUAUAAGGUUUCAGGCAGAUUAUCUACUAGUUGUAGGAGUUUGUUUAAGCCUCAGCAUUGCAAAUAUUGUUGGCUUCACUAAAUGUCGUAAAGAUGCCAAGAAACAGAUCCAACAAUUUGCUACCAAGACUAUUGCAUCACAAUUCACAUCUUCAUUACAGUCGGCAUUCAGUGUUGUCUGAGAUGGGCAAAUGAAGAGAGGAUAUGGUGUAAAUUAAUAUCUGUGGUUUUUUACUUUUGGGAAGAAGCAAUUUCAUCUUCUUUUUCUCUUUGACUUUGUGGGAUGUCUUCCCACCCUAAAAGAAAAAAGAAAAACUUUGUAGACAUAAACAAACUUUCGUCUGUCUGUAUCUUAGUUUCCUGCAUUGUCUGAGGUAUUUUCUUUGUCGAGUCUGCAUUACAACUGUCUCCUUUGAGGAUGAAGGAAAAAUAUAUAUAUAUGAGAUUAUUAUAAUUUUGACUGGGAAA